UGGAAUUUCCGAAAUUUUACGUCAUUGAGCCUCGGCCUCACCUAGGUUCAGAAACUCAGUUAGACACACGCUAAUGUACUGUUCUAACGUUAUUUAUUUUAUUUUUUUAACCGAAAAUGGGAGAUCCUGUGGCUGAAUACUCGUCCCGACUUAAACAGCAGGAGCAGGAGAUCCAUUCCCUGACUGCUGAGAUCGAGAGCCUGAAGAACCCACAGAGCCUGGUUUUGUCCUCACACCUGGAUGGGCUGAGAGAGGAGAACGCCAAGCUCAAAUACCGCCUCAACAUCCUCAAAAGGAGUCUGCAGGAAGAGAGGAGCCAGUGCAGUAAGACCAUGAUGAACAUCAACCAGCGUCUUCAGGAGAUCUUUGGUGAGGCCAUCCGGGAGGCCUGGCCUGACCUGGAGAACCCUCCCCUGGCCGUCACCCCCAACCAGCAGGCCAAAUUUGGGGACUACCAGUGUAACAGCGCUAUGGCCAUGGCCCAGAUGAUGAAAUCAAAGGGCCUGAAUGUGAACCCCAGGGAGAUCGCUGAGAAGAUUCAGCAGAACAUUCCAGACAAUGAGCUCAUUGAGAAGACUGAAAUUGCUGGACCAGGGUUCAUCAAUGUUCACCUUAAGAGAUCGUUUGUGUCCAAACUGCUGACCAACAUGCUACUCAACGGUGUCCAACCUCCUCCCUUAGAGAGCAAGAAGAAGGUGGUUGUGGAUUUCUCAUCUCCAAACAUUGCCAAGGAGAUGCACGUAGGUCACCUGCGCUCCACCAUCAUCGGGGACAGCAUGUGUCGCCUGUUUGAGUUCCUAGGCUACGAUGUGUUGAGGCUGAAUCAUGUGGGGGACUGGGGCACCCAGUUUGGCAUGCUCAUCGCUCACCUGCAGGACAAGUUCCCAAACUACCUGACCGUGUCCCCUCCCAUUGGAGAUCUGCAGGCAUUCUACAAAGAGUCUAAGAAGCGUUUUGACGAGGAGGAAGACUUUAAGAAGAGGGCCUACCAGUGUGUGGUCAAGCUGCAGAGCAAAGACCCAGCCUUCAUCAAAGGAUGGAACCUCAUCUGUGACGUUUCCAGGAAUGAAUUCCAGAAGGUCUACAACUGUCUGGACAUCCAGAUCAUCGAGAGAGGAGAGUCCUUCUAUCAGGAGAAAAUGAUCGCCGUGGUCAAAGAGUUUGAGGCCAAAGGCCUGGUGGAGAUGGACGAGGGACGUAAGAUAGUGUUUGCCCCGGGCCAACAGAUCCCCCUGACUGUGGUGAAGUCUGACGGGGGCUACACAUACGACACUUCAGACCUGGCCGCCCUGCGCCAGCGGCUCUUUGACGAGAAGGCAGACAUCAUCAUCUACGUGACGGACAGCGGCCAGGGUACCCACUUCCAGGUGGUGUUUGCAGCGGCUCAGAUGAUUGGCUGGUACGACCCCAAGGUGACACGAGUGGAGCAUGCUGGCUUUGGAGUGGUGCUGGGAGAGGAUAAAAAGAAGUUUAAGACUCGGUCUGGGGACACGGUGAGGCUGAUGGACCUGCUGGACGAAGGCCUGAAGAGGUCCAUGGACAAACUCAAGGAGAAAGACAGAGACAAGGUGCUGAGCACAGAGGAGCUGACCAAGGCCCAGCACUCGGUGGCGUUCGGCUGCAUCAAGUACGCCGACCUGUCCCACAACCGCAUCAACGACUACGUGUUCUCCUUCGACAAGAUGCUGGAUGACCGGGGCAACACGGCCGCCUACCUGCUCUACGCCUUCACCCGCAUCAGGUCCAUAGCCCGGCUGGCUAACAUCGACGAGGUUGCGCUCCGUAAAGCAGCAGAGACCACGGAUGUGCUCCUGCAGCACGACAAGGAGUGGAAGCUGGGCAAGUGUCUCAUUCGCUUCCCUGAGAUCCUGCAGAAGAUCCUGGAUGACCUCCUGCUCCACACGCUGUGUGACUACCUGUACGAGCUGGCCACCACCUUCACAGAAUUCUACGACAGCUGCUACUGCAUCGAGAAGGACCGCCAGACCGGUGAGGUGUUGAAAGUGAACAUGUGGAGAAUGCUCCUGUGUGACGCCACUGCCGCCAUCAUGGCUAAAGGCUUCGACAUCCUGGGCAUCAACCCGGUCUCCAGAAUGUGACUUCAGUGACAUCACCAUGCCGUCCUCCCAACUCCUCAGACUACAAGAGGGGGGGGGGGGACUCUUCAACCCAUUUAAUGUCACCUGGGAUUUUACUGUAUACCAAAUAAAAAAUACUGCUUGUAAAAAGUUUUUAAAAAAUGCUCUGGCAACAUGCUCAUCUUUCUCCAUAUAAAUGUCAGAAUACCAAGAGAUUGAGGAAUGGCUGGAGAGGCUGCCAAAACAGCAAUACUGACCUGGGCUACAGCUCAAUCAUUGCAUAUGGGGUCCAAGAUGGCGGUGUUACAUUUUAUCUUGGUUUAUUGUAGUAAACCAAUAAACACCAUCUCAGAUGAAAUACAAGAGAAACAUCCAGCACACUGUAGAUCGCAAAGGGAAAUGUCCAAAAAAGGAAGCUAAAGUAGCUAAAUGUAUCCAUUUGUUCUUGAAGCAUGUCGCUUAAAUAGAGCACAUUAUUUUGACUAUUUGAGUAUCAUUUUUGGGACGUUUGCCUUUGAAGUUGACAGAAGGUUUUCUACCGUCUUAGUCCAGCUAUCCCAUCUGUCAUCCAAGUCUAUAUAUUUGAAACCCAGGCACCUUUGUUAUUGGUCACUUGAGGACAGAGAGACAGAAGUGAAGACUCUUGCUUGUCCUGAAAAAUAUUGUGAAUCAGUAGUGUUUGAAUCAUAUUUUUCAUACUUUUCAAUCCACUUUCAUGUCAAUACUCAAUGCUAUAUAUUUUUGUUAGACUCCAUAAUUUUCAUACAUUGGAGAUUUAAAUGCCUGAUUCACACUACAUGGCUGACCCAAACCAUACUGUGUUGGCUCUAUUUUAUUUUCACAUUGUGGGUCCAACAAUAAUGGUGUAUCCAUAAACGGGCCAGCCCAGUACAGCUUGGCUUGGCUAGGCUCAGUUUUUCCUAUAGUGUUUAUCCAGCAACAGAGACUUGGGGACAACCGGUGUUCCCCCCGGUGACAAUGGUAGUAGCUCCUCACCUUGGUUAUUUCCGUACAUGCCAAGGUUAAAUGAACACCAGUGAUGUGAAUGCCUUGUCCCAUCCUGAUAAUCGGCUGUGUGAUUAAUGGAAUUGAUUAGGCCAGCUAAAUGGACCAUUGCAUAUUAUUUACUCAUUUCACAGGUAGCCGUGGACCCACAGGUGUCGAUUACACCAGACUGAAGUUCUAAAUUACACCUGAUAACAAGGGGAAGGAGAAAUGGAAAGAAGACUAAUUGGUUUGUCUUUCGAUGCCAAAUAGCCCAUACUGUUAUGGUUGGAGCUACAUUGUUGGCUAAAAUACCAUAUUUUCUGUGCAGAUUCGAUUAACAAGGUGCAUCUAAGACUUUGCACAGCUCGUGCCUUAACUGGCUUUACAUAGUUGGUACUUUCAGAUCCAUUGGAGCAUAGGGUGUCCACCAUGGCUUUCCACUUCACUCAUUACUGUGUGAGGACUUUUGCCCCAUGCCAGGGUUUCAUUGAGUUUGACACAGCAUGUGGUUGCAUUAGACUUGCGGCCUUCAACUAUACUCAUUAGCCUCUCAAAUGAAGUUGGACUAGCCUGAAUAACCCCAAAACCAACAUUGUUUUCUCUGUCGUCUCUUUCAACUAAGUGUUCUGUGUUAGCAGGCUCACUAAAUUAGAGAACAAACUCUUUAUAGAUGAUAAAUUAUAGAUCUCACUCUCUGAGGCAGCCCUCAAGACUUUAAUUGUAAGGCUGUGUAUGCCCAUGGGAAAGUUAUGCACUGUUGUAGAUGGACUUAUGCUGUAAAGGAUGCCGUGAGGUGUGCAAUAUAAUAUUGUUCCAAACUCGAGUUGAGCUCAUAAACUGCCAAGAGGAAGUCUCUGUGUGAUCCAUCACCAGAACGUAUUAAAUAUCCAUACACUUUA
Messenger RNA from Oncorhynchus gorbuscha (pink salmon), 3964 nucleotides. It is a transcript of the gene rars1, whose product is annotated as arginyl-tRNA synthetase 1. The record is from RefSeq and is a predicted model, not a curated record. NCBI's taxonomy places the organism in Eukaryota, Metazoa, Chordata, Actinopteri, Salmoniformes, Salmonidae. Gene Ontology annotation, cellular component: cytoplasm. Gene Ontology annotation, molecular function: ATP binding; arginine-tRNA ligase activity. Gene Ontology annotation, biological process: arginyl-tRNA aminoacylation. Bases 117 to 2099 code for a protein of 660 amino acids. The transcript has 15 exons.